Vanessa tameamea is the source of this 1741-nucleotide messenger RNA. RefSeq names its product polyribonucleotide nucleotidyltransferase-like. The record is from RefSeq and is a predicted model, not a curated record. Gene Ontology annotation, biological process: poly(A)-dependent snoRNA 3'-end processing; nuclear mRNA surveillance; rRNA catabolic process. Gene Ontology annotation, cellular component: nucleolus; nuclear exosome (RNase complex); cytoplasmic exosome (RNase complex). The transcript is spliced from 9 exons. The coding region runs from base 56 to 1726 and encodes 556 amino acids. Lineage: Eukaryota; Metazoa; Arthropoda; Insecta; Lepidoptera; Nymphalidae.
AGAACCAAUGUUGAUACUGUUUGUUUCCAUAUAGUUAACAACCUAAAAAGUGAACAUGCCAACUGAUUACCGAAGAUUUAAUGGGCCCGAAGAUAGUAUUUCAUAUAACCGUUUUACUAAAGAAUAUUUGAAAAGUUAUAAAGACUUGCACAAAGAUUUAAUUGACGAAAAUGGACUUCGAAAAGACGGGCGCUCCUUGGAUGAGGCGCGAAGCUUGCAGAUGUUCUUUGGCCGUACCGAUAUGAUCUCACAAGCGAAAGGUUCGUCAUACAUAGAACUAAAGAAAACAAAAGUUGUGUGUUCCGUUUUCGAUCCUAGGGAAAUUGUGCACCAAAAUGAAUUUUGUGCACUUGGCCAACUCUAUUGCGAAGUUAAAUUCGCGCCAUUUUCGUGUCCUCGACAAAGACGGCCUCUCGCUCCUGACUCCGAAGAAAAAGCAUUAUCAGUAGCUCUUAGAAAAGCUUUAGAACCGUCAGUAUGCAGGCAUCUAUUUCCUAACUAUCAGAUAGACAUAUUUGUAUUCAUUCUGGAACAUGAUGGAUCAUGUUUAGCAGCAGCAAUAACUGCAGCUGGUUUAGCUCUUGUAAAUGCCGCUGUUCCCAUGUAUGAUAUAAUGACUGCUUGUUCUGUGGCUAUAAUUGGUGACCAGAUGUUUGUAGACCCUACGGAAGCUGAAGAGAAUGUUGCAAUAAUGAACCCAGAGAAAAAUGACAUAAAUAAUGGACUCAUUACAAUGUCAAUGAUGCCAAAUUUAAAGCAAAUUUCAGAUUUCAGGCAGAUUGGCUCAAUAAAUUUUGACUGUAUUAUGAAAACUAUGGAAAUAUUACAGAAAGAAUGUUUAAAAUUCCUUCCAAACAUUCAGCGGAUUUUAGUUUUAAAUGUUAGGAACUGUUUUGCACAGCAAAAGUUAUUGGACAAGGAGGCAAAAGAACGGGAAGCAGCUCUCAAUGCAAAAAUGGAGGACAACAAUCUAAUAAGUGUCGUCGAAAAUUUAGAAGGAUUGAAGUAUUUAGAGGAACUACACAUUGAAAAACAAAAUAUUGCCAAUUCAGAUGCCCUGUGCUUUGACCCAAAGACAAUGAUAUCUAUUGGGGCGUCUUUGAGAAUUUUGAACGUGUCUGAGAACAAAAUUUCCGAGGUGACUUGGGCUAAACCUUUACGUCGACUAGAAGUUCUAAUUGCCAAAAAUAAUAAAUUAGAAAUAACAGAGUCCAUAGCUGAUGAUCUUUGUACGUUAGUUUGUCUCGUGGACGUCAACUUUAUUGGUAAUCCGAUAUGUAAAAAGCAUCGAUACAGAGAAAUUAUAAUUGCAAGAUGUGCACCAUUACGUAUUUUAGAUACCGUAGCAAUCCAUAGCACUUCAAGAACAUUUUUACAAAACUUUGACAAAGUUGUGAGAUUACGACAAUUAAACGAGAAAAAUAAAAUAAGCAUGACUCGUCAAGGCGUCGAAGAUUUCUUCGAUUUAAAUAUGUUAACCGGACCGCGUGCACAAAGCGCUUUGUCUAUAUCAGAAUUUUCUAAUCAGAAACCAAGACUUUCAGCAAUAGAUUCAUCAUAUACAUUUAUGCCUCGUGCUUUUUGGCGCAAUAAGACAUCUCCUUCACCUCGCGAUGAUGUACCACCUAUGGAUCCUCCUUCUCUAGCUAAGCAACCAAACAUGGAACCCCAAGGAUCUGCCAUCAAAGGAAUACUUAAAAAACCUAUGCCCAUGAAAUAUAUUUAAAAAAAUAUUUGAAGG